Molecule: messenger RNA, 1528 nt
Organism: Hypoxylon fragiforme
Lineage: Eukaryota; Fungi; Ascomycota; Sordariomycetes; Xylariales; Hypoxylaceae
Product: HAD-like domain-containing protein
Exons: 3
Coding region: 462-1226 (254 amino acids)
Molecular function (GO): phosphatase activity
Source: RefSeq, a predicted model, not a curated record
CCCCUGAUAAACUUUAUUUCGCUCACAACUCAUGCUUUUGCUUUUUUUUGUUUUUUCUAAUCUUCGGUCUGUCUCACUUGCCUGAUAUAUCCCGUGUCAGUGUCACAAACUUCAAGUCCAAUUCACCUUCUGAAGAGUUUGUUAUCUACAGCUCUUUCGUUUUUGCUGUGUGUGACGUCAUUCCCUAUACUCAUCCAGAGAAGGAGUGAGUUACCCCAAGCCUCAGAACUUUGUCAGGGACCACUCAUGAGAUUGCAAGUGAAACGAGAGCAAGAGAUAUAAAACGCCUGGUCUUCUACUAAAUACACUCACGCUACAACAUAACAUCUGUUUUUCCUGGCAAAUUCUAAUUUCAUCCAAAACCUUAUAAUAGACGGAUUUGAGUAACAUACAAACAUACAAACCCGAGACAAGAAACAAGAGACAAGAACCAAGAAACAAGAAACAAACAAUAAUACAAGAUGGCACAACAAAACGGAACAUUGCCAGCCAUGCGCACACAGCCUAAGGCCAUUUUCUUCACAGAUUUCGAUGGAACCAUCACGUUGCAAGACAGCAACGACUACCUGACAGACAACCUCGGAUACGGCGUAGAGCGGCGCCGAAGGGAAAACCACGCAGUGCUCGAAGGCCGACUCACAUUCCGCGACAGCUUUCAGUGGAUGAUGGACAGCGUCAAGACCCCUUAUGACCAAUGCAUCUCCAUCCUUCUCAAGAAUGUCCAGCUCGAUCCCCACUUCGCUGAGUUCUUUGCCUGGACCCGCGAGAACAAUGUGCCCGUCGUGGUUCUCAGCGGCGGCAUGCAGCCCAUCAUCCGCGCCUUGCUCGCCCAUCUCAUCGGCGAGGAAGCUGUCGAGCACAUGCAGAUCGUGAGCAACGACGUGAUGCCCCGCGAUGGAAAGGGCAUCAAUGAGGAGGGCGGUUGGAAUAUCAAAUUUCACGACGACAGUGUGUUCGGACAUGACAAGUCCCUUGAGAUUAAGCCCUACACUGCGCUUCCCAAUCGACCAAUCAUGUUUUAUGCUGGGGACGGUGUAUCAGACCUGUCUGCAGCGAAAGAGACCGAUUUAUUAUUCGCAAAGGCUGGCCGAGAUUUGGUCACGUACUGUGAAAACGAGAAGGUGCCCUUCGUUACCUUCAACGACUUCUCUGAUAUCCACAAAGUCGUCGCUGAUGUUGUCGCGGGCAAGGUUAGCGUCAAGGAGGCUGCUAAAGGAAGGUUAUAGAUCUAUGCAUUAUUUUCACUUAGUUUAGAACGCAGAGAUCCCCGGUAUUUUCAUCAUAGAUUUCGGUAGAGGACAUUUUCGUCCUUCUACUCUCUUUCGGCACUUCAUGGUCUGCAAAGUCAUUUAGACAGCUUCGGCAUUUAUUAGUGCGUUGAAUUAUUUUUAGAGUCUUUAGAGACAGAGAGAGCUAGAGACCGAGAUAGACGGGAGUCGAUGCUAUUUAUCGCUGCUGCUAGGCGGACUAGAUACCUAGGGAUCGAGGAGGGAUCUUAUCAAUACCAAUUCAUAUUUUUCUGCUAGUA